Cladocopium goreaui is the source of this 2448-nucleotide messenger RNA. NCBI's taxonomy places the organism in Eukaryota, Dinophyceae, Suessiales, Symbiodiniaceae. The record is from the annotation of a GenBank genome assembly.
AUUACAUUUUUAUUGCAAUAUCCUCUGGAAAGUGAUGCUCGUGAGCUUCUGGCUGCGCAAGAGGAAGCCAUAUCUCGCUUGUGUGAGCUAUGCUCCAAGCCGUCCUUUUUGCGCGUUUUUGAUUGGUCCUUGGAGCCGAUUCCAUGGCACUGGGCGUCAGCACUGCAGUUGCUGCAGGGUGACCUGCAGACUCGUCCAGAGUUGCAUAAUCAGCUCCUCAAUGCCCUAUGUAUGGGCUGGGAAGGCAGCAAUGAUACGCAACGCUUCAGCUUCGCGACAACGAUCAUCAGCAACGUCACUGCCAUCCGCAACCAACGAAACCGCGUUGAGGCCUUAGCACCGUUGCUGCAGCAGAUUUGGAGCUGGCGCUUCUCCUUCCAAAUCUCGCGGUCCUCGGAGACGGAACAAGUUCAAGCGGCCUGGGCCUUGAGAAUGAAGAUCUCCUUGCGAAAGCAGGCGGAGCAGUUGCUCCUUUCCAAGAAGAGGAAAAAACGAGCUGCUGCUCGAGCUUUGCUGCAACACUGGGCGAAUCAGACGGAUGAGUUCAGAUUGGAGUUGCUUUGCAGCUCUGAUCUUCUCCUCCGUACCCUGCAGUACCGGCCCCAUCAGCUGCUGCUGCCGGGCCAUGGCUGCGACGGGAAGCUGGGGCACUUGCAGCGCUUGGUGGUGGAGUUUCAGGUGCCACUGCAUCUCCUGAAGGAAACAAAGGCGAGCCACGUUGCGGCACCCUUUUUCCAUUGGCCACCAGAUUUGCAGGCUGCAUUUGCCAAUUUCUGGUGCUUGCCCACGCUGACAGAGCACGGUAUGCACAGGUCUUUGAAGCCGGCUUGCAACGAGCACGUCAUCGUGCGCUGCGCCCAGCUUUUCUUGGCCCUGCCAGACGUGGACCACGCACCGCUGCAGCGGCUGAUAGACGUCUGCGCCCGUCAGCUGGACACGGGCGAUGCAGGGACGGAGCGCACGGAGCGCACGGAGCAGGCCUUGCUGCGCGGCAGCUGUGGUCGGAUCCUCGAUCAGUUGCUGCUGCUCUUGGCAGCCUCCGACCGGCCCAGUGCGGUGCUUCCGAUCUUCGAAAGUCACCUGGGCCGUGGUGUUUCGAAGCAAGCGGCGCGCAGCUUCCAACGCCUCUUGCGCCGCACGGCGCCCGUGGAAGCGCAGCAAACCUUGGCCAAGCUGUUGGCAGCCGAGUCAGGCUGCCUAAAGGUGGCCGAGCAAGUGGCCCUGGUGCGCCUGGUGGGCGAAUUCCUGGGGAAGGCGGCCGUGGAACCACUCAAGGCCAUUUGGCAGAAGUGUCAUCGAGACGUUGCCGGCGCAGUGUUGUGCCAGUUCUGUCAUCCCAAGGUCUCCUGCGAUGCAUCGGCUGCUGUGGUGGAAGAUCUGUGCAUCCAAGUGAAAGCAGGUAGCAGGGAGCCUUACCAGCUUCAGAUCUUGUUGCAGCAUCUCCAGGGAAAUCCCUGUGACGAUCGCGUGGCGAAAAUCCUCGUGACGACCGCGGGCGGUGCAGAUCCUACCCUGGCAGAACUUGCCCUGGGCGCACUGGCAUGUUGGUCCAAGCAGCAGCUAAGCUCGACUUCCACAUUUGCAGCGGUGGCAGCAGUAGCUAGUGAGGUCCUUUGUCGCUUUGACGCUGGAUGGCAGGUGGCUGCCCCUUCGGCCAUGCGUUGCUUGAUGCACUUGGCCGCGGCCGAAGCUGAGCUGCUCAAGAAAGGCCUCUGCACCUUAGCCACCUUAACCUCGAUGAAAGCAAUGCGGCGCUUGAGGCAUAUGGCGGAGCUUCUCGUGGAGGAGGCAGACCCUACAGUCCGAUCCGCGGCCGCAGCCGCCCUGCUGGGCAAUGUCGGAUGCGGUGCAGCUGUGCGAUGGGGACUGGAGUUGUGGGCGAGAGAUUUGCAUUGGAACGAGGCCACGGGGCUGUUGCAGCAAGUGGCGCAGCUUCCAACGGAUAUCCGGGAGGAGCCGCUGUUCCUGGCGCCGAUGCUGCGAAGCUGCAAGGCCUCACUGGCGAGGGAAACACUGGAAACACUUCAGCUGAAGGAUACGGCGCUUCACCUGGCUUCAACGCUUCCCGAGCUGCCCAAAGGCCACGUGGAAGCCAUCAUGGUGCUGCUGCUGGCGAUGGAUGCGGAAGCACUGGAACCAUGCCUGGAAGAACGGACGCCAUCUCUGGCCCUACAGGUGCUUCUCGCAGACUUGCAAGAUGCCGGGAUGAGCACUGGCCCCACAGUUGCGGAGGAUGAGGACUUUGAGGACGAGGAUGAAGACUAUGACUAUGAAUGAUUUUCUGACCCUCAGGACAGACGGUGGCCCCCCAACCUCGCGCGUCUUGGAGAACGUGGUCCGACAAGGUCCGAUGCAACAAGGACCAGCCCCCGUGAUCAAGUCGCAUCACGAGCGCCGCACCCAACUUUCCUAGAUGAAGUGGGAGAAGCGGUGCGUUGCAACAGAAAA